GUCUUAUCUUUCCAGCUCAUCUUUGAUGGCCGGACUCUUGCAAACCACUGCGUUAGUUAAGUAGAACAAUCACAGCUAGAUUUGUGCACCUUUCACAGGAAACAUGGUCAGUUCAGCCCAACAGUUUCCUCUCUGCGGGGAACAGAAAUAAGCUACAGUGAGCAGGUCUCUCGAACCCGAUAGGCUGAUGCAAGUUCAUAUCAAAAAGAGGAAGUGCUCUCCUCCAGCUCAGUCGUGCUGAUGUUUUGGUAAUGUUUCACAGUUCCGGCUGUGACACAGGGAGUCGGCGUAUUUUGUUGUUCACAACUCUUUUAGCAGCAGCUUUCUUGUGGUGUUUGGCAGCGCGAUCCAGGAGUGUGCUAACCGGAGAGGGAGGCUCCGGCCCGGGCUCACCGCACUCCCCCAGACCCAUGGAGAGGCCACUGAAGGCCGGCUGGCUCAAGAAACAACAGCGGUCUUUAGUCAAGAACUGGCAGCAGCGUUACUUUGUACUGAGAGGGAGCACUCUGACCUACCACAAAGACGACAAGGAGACCACUGUCCAGGGAGUCAUCCAGCUGCGGUUCAAUAAAGUUAAUGACCUCCCUCCAAACUCUGAUGACCCCGGGAAGUACCUCUUUGAGAUCAUACCACGCACAACCAAAGACAGAGAGAGAUGUCCCUAUGUGUUCAUGGCAAACUCCCAGAGUGACAUGGAGGAGUGGGUCCGCACUCUGCGCAGAGUCAUUGGAGUACCAACAAGUGGAGUGUUUGGAAAGGGUCUCAAGGACACAGUAACAUAUGAGCAAUGGUUUGGGCCUCACAUGGUGCCGAUCCUGGUGCAGAAGUGUGUGGAGUUCAUCAAAGAGCGCGGCCUGGAUGAAGAGGGCAUCUUCCGUCUCCCGGGUCAGGACAACGCUGUCAAACAGUUCAGAGAUGCUUUUGAUGCAGGAGAGAGACCCUCCUUCCCCAGUGACACUGAUGUCCACACGGUGGCGUCUCUGCUCAAGCUGUACCUCCGCGAGCUUCCUGAGCCCGUGGUGCCCUGGACUCAGUACCAAGACUUCCUGGACUGCACCACCCAGCUGGACUCCAGCAGCACACAGGGUUGGAAAAGUUUUGAGAAACAAAUUGCUCUUCUGCCCAGAAUCAACUACAACCUUCUCAGUUAUGUUUGCCGGUUUUUGUUUGAGGUGCAGCUGCACGCCAAGGUGAAUAAAAUGAAUGUGGAGAACUUGGCUACAGUGAUGGGGAUCAACCUGCUCAAACCUCAGAUAGAAGACCCCAUCACUGUGAUGAAGGCGACUCCUCAGAUCCAGACGCUGAUGACGGUGAUGAUCAGACAGCAUGAGACUUUGUUUCCUCUCUCUAAAGACGUCCUUCCCUCCCCUCCCUCAAAAAAAGCGGAAAACCAGAAGAACACUCCCCGAAGCUUCGUGGGCUGGGAGUCUGCAGAGAUGGGUGAUGCAUCGUUGUCUGAGUCUCCAGAAGAGGAGGAGGACAUUGACAGUCCAGAUCCAGUGACCGAAAUCUGCAGCCCCCAAAACAUGCUUCAGGAGCCUCCCUCCACUUCCGUAGACGACUGGACGGGAAGUCCCCGCAAACGCACUCAGACCCUUCCCACCUUCAACUGCCCGCUCACCGGCAUGGCAGCCAAGGCCGACGCGAUCAACCGGUGGAGUCACAUCCACGAGGUCGUGGAGGAGAAGAGCGGGACAUUGUCAGAGGACAUUUUUAAGAUCCUAGACCUUCGAAGUUCAGGUUCAUUGUUCCCUCAGAUGAGCAACAAGGAGAGAGAGGAUAAGUUAUUAACAGUCCAAAGAGGAAGUGACACCGCAGGUUCUUCAACUGCUGUGUCCCUAAAACCUGACAGCGGGGCCCGGCCUUCCCGGGUGCUGCUUCCUCAAAAGAGGAUGGGGAACCGGACGGGUCCAGACCAGCAGGUCAACAGCCGGUCUGAGCAGAAGAAAGACAGCCAGCAGCUCGUAGACAGUCUGCAGCAGGAGAACGACGAGCUGAAGGCCACGGUGGCCGAGCUGCAGUCUGCCCUGGUGGCAGACCGCCGCCACAUGGCCGCUCUGGAGAUCUGCCUGAGAAAUGCCGAACGCAGCCGAGACGAGGCCCAGAGACGCAACGAGGAGCUGCAAAAAGACAUUCAGAACUUCCCCACCAAAAAGACACACGCUUCGACCUAACAGUCAUGUUCAGACUCACUAGUAUUUCGAUUUAUGGCUCCAUUAACCUCAACAGAGACGAUUUGACAUGAACUGGUUGUGGACAAAUACAAUGUGUCCUUCAGUGGGAUCGCAUUAGAUUGUUUCCAUUUGAGCUCUGUUUGGUCCUCAAGAUAAAUUAUUGGUUCAUUUUAUUCAUGCCUGUGAGGAAAGUCUGUUAAGAAGAGAUCUAAAUAGGUUUUAAUAUCACUAUUCACAUUAAAUACAACAAUAACAAACAUGUGCCCCUCCCCCACGAUGAACUGCUCUGAUCUGAUGUGUCCGGGGCGACGUCAGCUGAGACUGAAUCCUUUGACUUGAGGUCUAGUGGACUGAAUUAAUGUUGAUGUUGGACAGUACAAACACUUUGUCAUAUGUGGAUUGACAAGUCCAUGAUUUGGUGUUUCCUUUCAGUGGUAAAUUAAUAAAACAGCACAGAUUUAAAUGAUUGUUGUUGAUGUAUAAAACUAUCUUAUAUGGCAA
Molecule: messenger RNA, 2675 nt
Organism: Pseudoliparis swirei
Lineage: Eukaryota; Metazoa; Chordata; Actinopteri; Perciformes; Liparidae
Gene: arhgap25
Product: Rho GTPase activating protein 25
Exons: 10
Coding region: 252-2174 (640 amino acids)
Biological process (GO): negative regulation of small GTPase mediated signal transduction; phagocytosis, engulfment; activation of GTPase activity
Cellular component (GO): phagocytic cup
Molecular function (GO): GTPase activator activity
Source: RefSeq, a predicted model, not a curated record